This is a messenger RNA of Knipowitschia caucasica, 810 nucleotides long. The record is from the annotation of a GenBank genome assembly. NCBI's taxonomy places the organism in Eukaryota, Metazoa, Chordata, Actinopteri, Gobiiformes, Gobiidae.
AUGAGCGUGAAUGCAAAGAUGUUUAACCAAGCAAAGACUCUCAGGCUGCACACCGGGAACAUUGUCAACAGAAGCCGGAUUAAAAAGAAGUGUCCUGGCUCUCCCAGUGAAGAGCUGCAAGACUGCAUUCAAGCUACCCUGAGCGACUGGUUUUCUCAGACAAAACUGAAUAUAGAGCAGAACUUUAAAGAUACACUGGACUGCUCCAUUCCUGAAGCAACAGAUGCAAUAACACCCGAAGAGCGAGAAGAGCUCAAAGUUUCAGCUAAACUGUUUCUUUGUGAGUCUGAUAAAUCUUCAAUCAAAGAAGCAGUUAAUUUGGCCUGCCAGACACUGGCUGUGUCCCAACUGGACUCGGUUAUAAUAGCGCCCCCUGGUCCCCCUGAGGGGGCCACGCAAGCCCUGGCUCACCUGCAGCCGGCCUGGGAGGAGCUGGAGGCUCUUGUGCACAGCCAACAGAUCGCAGCAAUUGGCACUUCUGACUUGGACAAAGAUCUUUUGGAACAACUUUAUAAUUGGGCUCAGGUCAAGCCCAGCAGUAAUCAGGUGAAUCUGGCGUCCUGCUGCGUGAUGCCUCCAGACCUCACCGCUUUUGCAAAAGAGUUUGACAUUCAGCUGCUCACACACAACGACGCCAAAGAGCUCAUGUCGGCAGCAGCGUUCCAGCAGGCCCUGCAGGAGGGGACGCAGGACCUCAGUGUCGCCGACUGGAGGCUGGAAUGGGUUCUACGAUACUCCAUUAUCGUCAAGAGCAGAGGCAUUAUCAAGUCCAAAGGUUAUUUAGUCAGUGCGAGGAAGGCCAGCCCCUAG